Gadus morhua (Atlantic cod) is the source of this 3749-nucleotide messenger RNA. RefSeq names its product LIM domain and actin-binding protein 1. The coding region runs from base 305 to 2638 and encodes 777 amino acids. The transcript is spliced from 10 exons. Lineage: Eukaryota; Metazoa; Chordata; Actinopteri; Gadiformes; Gadidae. The record is from RefSeq and is a predicted model, not a curated record.
CACACACACACACACACACACACACACACACACACACACACACACACACACACACACACACACACACACACAGAUACGAUGCGUGUAAAUUUUGCCCAUCUAGGAUCUACACACACAGAUAUGAAACCAGGUAAGGAGAACGCGAUGCCUCCUCCCAUUGGUGGAGCUGAUCACAUGACCUGUGCUCCCUCCCACACACCUUUAUGCCCAGCUCGCUCCACCUUGGAUACUCAGAAGACUCCCGCAGUAGGUGUCAGGUGUCAAGGUUUCAUGAGAACGAGUGACUCACCAGAAGGGCUGAAAGAUGGCAGAGAUGGAGAGUGGCGGUCCGUUUAACCGCGGCGGCUGGGCCUCCCAGUCUCUCCGGGUGACGGCCCGGGAGCUGUCUCUGGUCAGCGGCCGCGGGCGGAGCAACGCCAUGGUGGAGCGCUUCUCCAGAUAUCAGAAGGCUGCCGAGGAGUCCAACGCUGAGAAGAAAAAACCCUUUGUGAGCUCCAAGCCGGCGGUGAAGUCCGGAGGCCUGAGCGUGUUGAAGAAGCGCUGGGAGCAGGAAGGACCUCCUCCUCUUCGUGGCAAGCCCUCUCUCCUUCCCCCGAGGCCGAGACCUCUCUCGAUCCCGGUUCCUGCUGCCCUGCCCAAGCCCACUCCCACCGCUCCCACCACUCCCAGCCCUCCGCAGUCCCAGUCCCCGGGACCAGUGAGUCCUCAGGACAGCCUGGAGACAGUCAGCCGCUCCCAGCUCUCGACGGCAGCCGCCCCGACCGCCGCCGCCGUGAAGGAACGGAGGAACGGGAUUGAGAAGGUGGAGAAGGUGGAGAAGCUGGAGCGCAGACCCAGUGAGAGCUCAGAGAAGGUGGAGAAGGUGGAGAAGCUGGAGCGCAGACCCAGCGAGAGCUCAGAGAGGGUGAAGAAGAUGGAGAAGCUGGAGCGCAGACCCAGCGAGAGCUCGGAGAAGGUGGAGGAGAUGGAGAAGGUGGAGCGCAGACCCAGCGAGAGCUCGGAGAAGGUGGAGGAGAUGGAGAAGGUGGAGCGCAGACCCAGCGAGAGCUCGGAGAAGGUGGAGGAGAUGGAGAAGGUGGAGCGCAGACCCAGCGAGAGCUCGGAGAAGGUGGAGGAGGUGGAGGAGCAGGCGGUGUCCAGCCCCACGCCCUCAGAGGAGAAAACUAGUUUGGCCCUCAACAAUCUGAAGAUGAAGUUUGAAAAGGGCGAAACCAAGGGGCCCAGGGGGGCGCGGAGGACCUCCACCGAGGACAUGGACCAGCCCAGGGCCAUCGGGGUCUCAGCUCGGGGGAAGGAGGCUCCGUCCCUGAAGGACAAAAUGGCCAAGUACCAGGCGGCCAUCUCCAAACAGGGCCUCUCCAAAGCCGGCCAGGCCACAGAGACAACAAUUCACAAAGUGUCUCCGCUUCAAAAAAGUGCAUUUGGCUGCAAUGGAGACGGGGACCAGGCUAAGGUGUCCAGGAAGUUCUGCCCGGCGGUGAGAGAGACGUGCAUCGCGUGUCUGAAGGCCGUGUACCCCCUGGAGAAGCUGGUGGCGGACCUCCACGUCUACCACAAGACCUGCUUCCGCUGCGUCCACUGCAGCAUGAAGCUCAGCCUGGGGAGCUACGCCUCUCUCCACGGCAACGUCUACUGCAAGCCCCACUUCAGCCAGCUGUUCAAGGCCAAGGGCAACUACGACGAGGGCUUCGGCCACCGGCCCCACAAGGAGCUGUGGGCCCCCAAGGCCGACGGCGAGGGCGAGGGCGAGCCCGCCCGACAGCGGGACCCCGAGGAGACGCCCGCCCCCCGCCCCGCCCCGACCGCCGCCGCCGCAGACGACCGGGAGGACCAGAGCGUGGAGGACGCCCCCCAGGUCAAGGUGACGGACCUGACGGCCCGCCUGGAGACCGGCGGCCACGCCCAGCCCGGCGCCGCCGCCGAGAAGCGCUUCCCCUCGGAGAAGCCCGCCGAGACGCGGCGGCUGCGGAUCGCCUGGCCGCCGCCCGGCCUCGAGGACCCGCCCGCCGGCGGGGCCCCCAGGAAGCUCCUCCCCCCCACCGACGCCGAGGGCGUGGUCGGCGCAGGGGCGGGGCGGCCCUGGAGGUCCAAGUGGCCCCCGGAGGGCGAGGGCGUGGCCCCCGACCCCAGCGGGGACCGGGCGGAGCUGAAGAGCCUGAGGAGGAGCUCCUCGCUGAAGGAGCGCUGCCGGCCCUUCACAGUGGCCCCGCGGCUCCGGGAGGAGGGGCCCCUCAAGGCCCUGCAGGAGCGCCGGGGCUCCCUGGAGAACCGGCCCCCGUCCGGGGCGCGGGAGGAAGAGGAGGAGGAGGAGGAGGAGGAGGAGGAGGGGAGAGGGAGGAAGGCCCGCGCGCCGCCCAGAGAGGACGUGGCGAGCGGGAGGGCCUCGCUGGGGGAGGAGGCCCCCGCCUCGGUGGAAAGAGAUCCGGAGCCAGCGGCCCGGCCCGCCAGCCCCGACGGCUCCCCGGGCUCCUCGCCACCCCCCUCCCCGGCCCCCCGGCCCGACCCCGACCGCAGCUCGCAGGAUGUGGGCUUCUGGGAGCCGGAGCAGGAGCAGGAGGCGGACGGGGCCGAGGAGGAGCUGAGCGUGGAGGAUGAGAUCAAGAGGAAUCGUUAUUAUGAGGACGAGGAGGACGAUUAGGAGGGAGAGGGGAGCGCGGUUUGGGUCGGCGGCCGCUGCGGCGGAUGGUUUCUACGGUUACGUGUCGUUCGGUGUCUCGGCACGCUGGAGCUCCGGCCAUGUAGGGGAAUGCCUGCCUGGCAGCGGGGGGGGGGGGGGGGGGGGGCGGGGGAUCUCGCUCUGUGGUUCUUCUCUUCUUCUGCAGCCCACUUUCCCUUACUCUUUAACUGUUCUGCCCGUAGAGGGACCAAAAGACUAUCGAAUAUAUUGUCAACAAAAAAUGAAAGUUGCUUUUAAACCCCCUUUUUUUGAGCCUUGAUUUUCCAUGAUGAUUGUAUGUUAUUAUGGGCAGAUACGUAAUAACACAGUGAUUCAAACUAGCAAUUAGUGCUCCUCUUUCUGCCUCCUGUUUCUGAAUAUGUGAUGUGCCUUCAUGAUUGAAUGUGCUGCAGGCCUCCAGAGAGGAUCGUAUCUCCGCACACGUCUGCUGGAAAACCUCCUGGCCGUCUGAAGCAGGCUCCAAACUAAUAACACACUUCUAUAUAAAAGCAAGAGGUCGGAUUUCUGAUCCAUUUGCCAAGAGCACAGGUUAAACUAACAAUCUAAACAGGAUAUUUAAUGAACGUAAUAUUAGUCAUUAAAACAAAUGUCACGCUGUUUUCUCAGCCUUUUUUGUUAUUUAUGAUCAACAAGGGAGAAUAUUAAAAUGCACGCAUUCUCCAUCUGAUUUCCUUCUGCAGUGCGAUAUCUCAACGGCUUGAACAAGCACCAUCUAUACAAACUCUUUGCAAGAUUUAUUCAAUGUUAAUAUGCAUAACCAAAUAUACAUUGAUGCCUUCAGAAGCAGCAUGGCUCUAUGCAGAACCGCGCGUUCUAGAUCUGCUCCAUGCAGAACCGUGAUUACUAGAUCUGCAUGUGGACUCAGGAACACACUGAAGGUAUGUUCAGCCAUUCCAAAACAGUCUUCUUCAUCUCCAAUCUUCAGGUUGAAAUGUCAGUAAAAUGGUGACGGUAAAUGUUAAUUAGUCUCUACUCAUGUUUUAUACAUUUUUACAAAUGACCAAACAUGUUUUGCAUUGUGUUUUUGUGCAAAUAGAAGUUUGACAAUUGCAAUAAAUGUAUUUAUACAGUA